AUGCAUGAGACCCCAGUCGCAAGACCAAGGAAGGGGGCCAAGUGUCGCCAGCCAGACUUGACAGAUACAAGACACUCACUAAACAAGACACAAAGAGAAGAAGGCCAAAAAAAGGAAAAGAAAAAGAAAAAGGAAAAAUUACAAGCAGAAGAAGAAGAAGAAGAAGAAGAAGAAGAAGAAGAAGAAGAAGAAGAAGCGAAGUCCAAAGAUGGAGAUGAAGAUGGAGAAAGAGCAAGCGACUGGACCUAG
Coccidioides immitis RS is the source of this 249-nucleotide messenger RNA. RefSeq lists its product as uncharacterized. The transcript has 2 exons. Lineage: Eukaryota; Fungi; Ascomycota; Eurotiomycetes; Onygenales; Onygenaceae. The coding region runs from base 1 to 249 and encodes 82 amino acids. The record is from RefSeq and is a predicted model, not a curated record.